AUGAGUAGACAUCGUUUACGUGAUAGUUCCAUUGAAAGAGUGCUAGAAGAAGUUUUGAACGAAUCAGAUUUAGAGGAAAGUGAAGUGGAUGAUGAUGUGGAAGAAAUUAGAACUGAUUCAUCGUCUGAGAAUGAAGAUGAGGUUGAAGCCAAUCCACCAGAUGAUAAUGAUACGGAAUGUGAUAAAUUCAUUGCAAAAAGUGGACGAGAGUAUAUUACGAAGCCAUCUCGACAAUAUCGGCGUUCUGUACAAAAUAUAGUGCGAGAAAGAAUGGGGCUAGGACAACAAGGAAGAAUUGCGUCUCCGAAAGAGGCUAUAGAGCUCUUUUUUACACCUCAAAUUAUGAAUCUAAUAAAACUACACUCAAAUGAAGAGGCUUCUGGACUAGGUAUUCAGCACACAGAUGAAGAUGAGUUAUUUUGUUAUAUAGGACUCUUGCUAAUCAUGGGUUCAAAUCAUGACAAUAAGAUACCUGUCCAAGAUUUAUGGUCUUUGCUUCAGGGCCGACAAGUGUACUAUGGAUCAAUGAGUCGGACCCUAUUUUUCGAAUUGACUAAAAUAUUGAGGUUUGAUGAUAAGAACACAAGAGAAAUUCGUCGCCAAACUGACAAGUUUGCUCCAAUGAGGGAAAUUUUUGAAAGCUUCAAUUCUUCACUUCCAUUGUAUUUCAUUCCUGGUCUACAUACAACAGUGGAUGAGAUGUUGUCUUUGUUCCAUGGUCGCUGUCCAUUCAAGGUGUUUCUAAAAGAAAAACCUGGAAAAUACGGCAUUCUAAUUCGAAUGCUGUCUGAUUCUGAGACUAGAUAUGUGAUCAGCAUGGACAUCUAUACAGGCAAGUCAGGAAAUACACAGCAUUCAAAUGGACCGAUGGAAAUUGUAAAGAGACUAAUAAAACCUAUUGAAAAAUCAGGCCGUAAUGUUACCACAGAUCGGUACUAUACUUCAGUGGAGCUUGCUGAGACUCUAUGGAAUGAUUUUCACCUCACACUUGUUGGCACCCUACAGUCUAACAGACGACACAUACCUGAAGAGCUGAAGACUACAACUGGCCGCAGUUUACACUCUUCCAUCUUUGCUUAUACUGACCCUCAGACACAGAGGCCACCAGUUACUCUUGCAUCAACGCUAGUCCGCGAGAAGCCAAAACGACUGCUGUUGAUGCUUUCAACUUAUCACUCAGAAGGGGUGUUGAAUGAAGACUCAAAAAAGACUAACAUAAAUCUUUUUUGUAAUUCUACAAAGGGAGGCGUGGACACCAUAGACCAGAUGGCAAGACACUACAGCACAAAGAGAGGAACAAGAAGAUGGCCUUUGUCCCUCUUCUACACACUCAUUGACAUAGCAGCAAUAAAUGCAUAUUCACUCUUCCUCCUCAACUUUCCGAAUUGGAAAAAGAAUUUGCUAAACCGCAGAAGAGUUUUUAUCACUAACUUAGGCCUCGAACUAAUAAGAUCUCAAGUAGAUAAACGGGCACAAAAUUUGUAUGGACUUCAGAAGCCAGUAAUAAUGGCAAUGGAAAGCAUCACACAACGGAAGCUCAGCUGCUCUGUAGAACCAUCAUCCUCAACAGCAGAACCAGGAACACGUGGACGGUGCCACCUAUGCUGCCAAGAAGCUGCAUCUAAAAAGAUCAAGUACAACAAGCUGGGAAAGUCAACUGUUACCUGCUCUCAGUGCCACAAACACGUCUGUGGGAAACACUGCAGGAAGACAGUGUUGUGUGAAAAAUGCGUUGCAGAAUGA
Schistocerca nitens (vagrant locust) is the source of this 1743-nucleotide messenger RNA. RefSeq lists its product as uncharacterized. NCBI's taxonomy places the organism in Eukaryota, Metazoa, Arthropoda, Insecta, Orthoptera, Acrididae. The transcript has a single exon. The record is from RefSeq and is a predicted model, not a curated record. Bases 1 to 1743 code for a protein of 580 amino acids.